GUCGACACGACCGCCAUGACGCGAGAACAAUUAGAAGCAUUCGCCCAAAGGAUCAAAGAAGAAAAUGAUCGAGAACGAGAAGAGAGGAAUUUCUUCCAAAUGGAAAGGGAUAAAAUCCGAACCUUCUGGGAAAUAACGAGAAACGAACUCGAAGAAGCCAGAGCACAAGUAAGAAACAAAGAUAGAGCUUUGGAAGAAGGUGUAGAAAAGAACGAGGAGGAAUUGAAAUUUUACAAACAAAAAGUGAAACACCUCCAAUACGAACAUCAGAACAAUCUAACCGAAUGUAAAGCAGAGUCUCUAGUAGCACUGAAACAAGCCCAAGACGAAUACGCUAUAAAAGAAAAAGAAUUAUUAGAAGAUAAGAGGAAUUUAAAGGCUCUAAUGAGAGAACAAGAUUUGAGCCAUCAAGAUCAAAUUAAAGCUCUGAAAAUGCAAAACAGCGAAGACGUUAGUAAAGCGAGGAGCGAAUUCGAAACUAGAGCCAAGGAAAUGGAGAUGAAAUACGAGAAGAAAUACACGGAAUUGAGAGCGCAUCUUAACGAAAAACACGCCAUGGAAAUAUCGGAAGUGGAAGAAAGAAAAAACGAACACAUAUCAAAUUUAAUGAAACACCACGAGAUAUCUUUCAACGAAAUGAAGAAUUACUACAACGACAUCACCUUAAACAACCUCUCCUUGAUCAGCACCCUGAAAGACCAAAUGGAGAUACUGAGGAAACAGAAUGAACGAAUGUCGAAGCAAGUAGCAGAUUUAACUGCUGAAAAUAAACGGCUAGCGGAUCCUCUAAAAGAAGCAUUGGAUCAAAUUAAAGAAUAUAAAAGACAGUUGGAGAAUUACGAAAGAGAUAAACAAGCUUUGGCUAACGCUAAAUUGAUGUUAUCGCAGAAAUUGAAGUGUUUGGAGGAUUUGAGGUGGUCGUACGACGCAUUGGAAUUGAGAUUUGAGACUCUGGAAAAAGAACGAGACGAAUUAAAUAACAGAUUCGUACAAGCAGUUUUGGAAGUACAACAAAAAACUAGUGUUAAGAAUUUGUUGCUCAAUAAACGUAUACAAACUUUGAGUCAGGUAGCUGAGCAUAGGGAAAUAGUGAUUGCGGAGCUACAAGCAGUCGCUAAAACGCCUCCUUUGAGAUCGAAUCAGAAAUUGGAGGAGAUUUUGUCGAAGAAAAACGCUCAAAUUGCGGAUUUGCAGUAUGAGUUGGCUCGUGUUUGUAAAGCGCAUGACGAUCUUUUGGAGACGUUCGAGGAGAAAUUGCAAGUUUACGGUAUACCGAAACAGGAACUCGGUUUUACUCCUUUGAAGAUAAUUCCGGAAGGACAAGGAGGUUUGGCGACAGGACCGGCUGGAUUGGUGGCGGCGAAUCGAUGA
This is a messenger RNA of Diorhabda sublineata, 1371 nucleotides long. It is a transcript of the gene Gas8, whose product is annotated as dynein regulatory complex subunit 4. Gene Ontology annotation, molecular function: small GTPase binding; microtubule binding. Gene Ontology annotation, cellular component: motile cilium; microtubule; Golgi apparatus. Lineage: Eukaryota; Metazoa; Arthropoda; Insecta; Coleoptera; Chrysomelidae. Bases 16 to 1371 code for a protein of 451 amino acids. Gene Ontology annotation, biological process: cell motility. The transcript has 2 exons. The record is from RefSeq and is a predicted model, not a curated record.